GGCUGAGUGAGAAACAUGAUUUUGUUUCACCAGCAGAUCUCAGCAGACAUCUUAGUCCCGAAAAUUCAACCCUCGUUUCUCGAAGACAUUUCACACACUACUAGCAAACAUGCUUACUCGCUCACUAAUGCUACUGAGUGCCGUUGGGUACUGUGCACUCGCUGGGAAAGCGGGACCACUCAAGGGAGGAUCUGGUGUCUCGCCCCGUCAGCUCGACGAUUGUUUAACUCCAGGAUGGAUUCCAGUAUGCCCUGGCGAUCUUCCAUGUAUCCCACCUUCGGGUACAUGCUGCACAGGCGACUACUAUCAUCUACCAGGCGAGGAAUGCCCCGAAGGAUACUCUGAAGUCCCCCGCAUCGAUCAACCCAGUUCGCCUUCUGCUUCCAUCACGCCAGCCCCCUCCGCCACUUCAAUCCCAGACCCAGUCGUCGUCGACUACUCAUGGUACACUUACUCAUAUACCUACUACUACUACUAUUACUACUACUAUUAUUUCGACACCACUUACGAGAUUACAUCUACUGAGACGACAUACUACACAACCUUCUCGUUCACAGCGACGGAUGAUGCGGCCGCAAGCUCUGUGUACGAGUCUUUCACCGCUGCUUUCGUUGAAGCUGUUCCCACACAGUCAGAGACGCCUACGCUUGGCUUUGUUCCAGCUUCGAGUGCAACUUUGGGACCAGUAUCAACAUCCAGGGUUACGCCGUCGUCGACGAGGGUGAUUACUUCGUCCAGGGCGUCGACGUCCUCGGAGGAUGCUACCUCGACUGUCGAAAGUACUUCGUCUAGUGCUACUCCAACCCAGUUCACCGGAGCUGCCACCAGCCUUCGUGCUGGAAGUGUUAUAGUGUCUGGAAACGUCUUCGCAUUUACACUUGGAGCCUUCAUCUUGACUCCGGGUAUGCUGAUGCUUCUACUUUGAGUGUAAUACUACGAGCCGACCGCGCCAUGUCGAAAUGGAGACAUACUAUGUGGGCUCUUGGGUAUGAGAGCGAUAUCACUUGCAUAA
Alternaria alternata is the source of this 1012-nucleotide messenger RNA. RefSeq lists its product as hypothetical. Lineage: Eukaryota; Fungi; Ascomycota; Dothideomycetes; Pleosporales; Pleosporaceae. The transcript has 2 exons. The record is from RefSeq and is a predicted model, not a curated record. Bases 110 to 925 code for a protein of 271 amino acids.